UACAAUGUUAUAAUAGCCCUAUUUGCUGUUGUUGCUGUUUCAGUUGUUUUCUGGAUAUUUGCACCAAAAGAGAAUCAAACAGUCUGGAGAAGUACUGUGAUCUUAACAUUAGCCAUGUGUUACUUGAUGUGGGCAAUUACAUAUCUAGCACAAUUACAUCCAUUAGUUGUACCUCGUCGUUCAGAUUUAAGACCAGAGUUUGCAGAUUAG
Messenger RNA from Hansenula anomala, 210 nucleotides. RefSeq names its product H(+)-transporting V0 sector ATPase subunit e (gene VMA9). Gene Ontology annotation, biological process: vacuolar acidification; proton transmembrane transport. Gene Ontology annotation, molecular function: proton-transporting ATPase activity, rotational mechanism. The record is from RefSeq and is a predicted model, not a curated record. Gene Ontology annotation, cellular component: vacuolar proton-transporting V-type ATPase, V0 domain. The annotation marks the transcript as partial. Lineage: Eukaryota; Fungi; Ascomycota; Saccharomycetes; Phaffomycetales; Wickerhamomycetaceae. The transcript has 3 exons.